CACACUCAGAGCAGUGAGGUGGAGCUCAGAGUUUUUCGUCGCUGCAGUUUUUGGGAGUUUUCGGUCGGACUGAGGACAGAGUCGUCAUGGUGACCACCGAGACCCACCAGAGCCAGGACUUGCUGGUCCCCUCCCAGAACCAGGACCUGCAGGACCUGCAGGACCAGCAGGAGGAGGACCAGGUCUCACCCUCGUCCCCUCUGGCAGGACUGGACCCGGAGACGAUGGCUCAGGGUCCCGUCAACGCCAUCACGGUCCUCACGCUGCUCGACAAACUGGUCAACAUGCUGGACGCCGUCCAGGAGAACCAGAACAAGAUGGAGGUGCACCAGGUGGAGAUGGAGGGCGUGGUCAGAGGGAUCCAGGCCGACAUGACCAAACUGUCCAAGAGCCACAGUCACACGUCCAACACCGUCAGCAAGCUGCUGGACAAGAGCCGCAAGCUGUCCGUCACCAUGAAGGAGGUAAACGACGCACACCUGGACACCUGUCCUUAAAUAUAUGUCACACCUGUCCUUAAAUAUAUGUCACACCUGUCCUUAAAUAUUAUC
Messenger RNA from Plectropomus leopardus (leopard coralgrouper), 551 nucleotides. NCBI's taxonomy places the organism in Eukaryota, Metazoa, Chordata, Actinopteri, Perciformes, Serranidae. The record is from RefSeq and is a predicted model, not a curated record.